GCAUGCCGUAGAAUGACAGAUGCCCAGUACCCAGGUCCAGGUGGCUGCAGCAGUAUUGCCAGGACGGUGCCGACCCCAUAUCAAAAAAAUAAUCAAGACGCUACAUCAGUAACCACGCCAAUUCACAGGGAGGCCACAAGUUUUAUCAGCAACGUAGCAGUCGAGUUUAGUACACUGCAAUAGUGUCAGCUUCUUAGGCAUCAGCAAGUUAAUUUGUCCGCAAAAUGCAUGCCUUGAUCAAUCUUGUGGUGGCGUCCAUUGCAGUAGCGCUUCUCCUGGAUGCUGUCUCAGCUGCUGGCAAAUGCGACGGCGAGCCCGGGCAGAAACACGACGGCUUUGCCACCGUCGGUGCCAACCACACCGUCGGCGACAGUGCCGGGUGGUUCUUCGACGGCAAAGCGAAUGCCUCGGCGGCCAACUACUCUGUCUGGGCAGCCAACCGCACCUUCUACCUGGGCGACUACCUCACCUUCAAGACCCGCACUGACAACACGGUCGUGCACACGACCAACGCGACGGUAUACAAGCUCUGCGGGUACGACGGCGACGGCGUUGGUGGCGGGUGGAAGCCAGAGGAGGCGUUCCUGACAGUGAUGCUAGCGGCAGAGGGUGUCAACUACUUCUUCUCGGACGCCGGCGAAGGGGAGCACUGCCGGAGGGGGAUGCGGUUCGACAUCACCGUUGCGCACGGCCGUGGCCUCCCGCAGGUACCGCCGUCGUACUACGAGCCGCUGUCCCGCGCGACGGCAGGGAGGUGCCUCGGCGCGGUGGUGCCCGUGUGGGUUUUCGUAGCUGUCCUGCUGAUGCUGUGAAUGGCUUAGGAGGCUGCAACUUUUGUAACAAUCUUGAUGUGUCUCCUUUGUAUACUAAUAAUCAUGUUUCCAAAGUGUGAAACCCUCGAUUAAGCCU
Molecule: messenger RNA, 909 nt
Organism: Lolium perenne
Lineage: Eukaryota; Viridiplantae; Streptophyta; Magnoliopsida; Poales; Poaceae
Product: early nodulin-like protein 18
Cellular component (GO): plasma membrane
Molecular function (GO): electron transfer activity
Source: RefSeq, a predicted model, not a curated record